Didymodactylos carnosus is the source of this 1437-nucleotide messenger RNA. Lineage: Eukaryota; Metazoa; Rotifera; Eurotatoria; Philodinida; Philodinidae. The record is from the annotation of a GenBank genome assembly.
AUGAAAUAUCGAAGUACUCGUGGUGGUUUAGAAAAUAGCUCUUUUACAGACGUAUUAUUAUCUGGUUAUUGUUCAGAUGGUGGUUUAUUUGUACCGGAAACUAUUCCUCAAUUAUCGAGUGAAUGUCUAAAACAAUGGAAAUUACAACCAUUUACUUAUAUUGCAUUUGAAGUAGCUAAAUUAUUUAUUAAUAACAAUGAAUUUUCACAUGAUGAAUUACAAACAUUAAUUACAGAGAGUUAUGGUCAAUUUGUUGAUUCUAAACAGGUUAUUUCAUUUCAAAAAUUAAAUAAUUCACUAGUGAUUGCCGAACUUUUUCGUGGACCAUCUUAUUCAUUUAAAGAUAUUGCAUUAAGUCCAUGUGCCAGAUUAAUCGAUAAACAUAUGAAAAAACAGAAUAAAUAUGCAACAGUACUAAUAGGUACAUCUGGUGAUACGGGAAGUGCUUGUUUACAAAGUUGUCGUGGAUUAAAAAAUAUCGAUAUGAUUGUUGCGUAUCCAUUUCUAAACGUAAAUGAUUUUCAACGACGACAAAUGACAACUAUCAAAGGAAAUAAUUUGUUAGUCUUUCCAGUUGAAGGUACAAGUGAUGAUAUCGAUAUUGUACUCAAACAAGUUCUAAUGGAUCAAAAUCAAGUUACUAAACAUAAUUUAUGUUCAAUGAAUUCUAUUAACUGGAUUAGAAUCUUGUUUCAAGCAGCCAUGUAUAUUUUUAUUUAUUUACAAACAGCAGAUGAUGAAAAUGAGAAUGUAGAAUUAGUUGUUCCGACGGGAGCAUGUGGCAGUAUAGCCUCUGGUAUUUUAUGUCGUUUAAUGGGUGUUCCAAUACGAUUGAUAGCUGCAGUUAACGCUAAUACAGUUGUUCACGAUUUUGUUCAAACUGGUGUGUUAACUGAACGACCACUAAUUAAAACAUGGGCAAAUGCAAUGGAUAUUUGUAUACCGUACAAUGUCGAGCGUAUAUUAUAUUUUAUCUCAAAUGGAGAUGUUAAAUAUGUAAAACAAGUUAUGAACGAAUUUGAAACAACACAUACCCUUAGAUUAUCAAAAAACAUGCACGAUCUCCUAACACAAACCAUCUCCACCUGUGUGGCAAAUGAUAAUGAUAUUGAACAAACUAUUCAGUUAUGUUAUCAAAAAUAUUCAUAUCUUAUUUGUCCUCAUACGGCAACUGCAGUUCAUUACGCUCUAAUCAACGAUGAUCAUCCUCAAAAAAAACGUGUUUGUCUUGCAACAGCAUCACCCUGUAAAUUUAAAGAAGUAUAUGACAAGUUGAAUAUUCAAGAUUGCACAAUUCAAUCAAAUUCUGAAGAAGAACCAUUUACAAUCAUGUGGUGUAGAGGAUCAAAUUGGUUGGAGUUGGUCAACACAGCCAUUCAAAAUGAGCCGUUAGUUUAUUGCACAAAUAUACCUGAUAAGACUCUGACCUUAUCAUGA